This is a messenger RNA of Budorcas taxicolor (takin), 3087 nucleotides long. RefSeq lists its product as uncharacterized. The transcript is spliced from 15 exons. NCBI's taxonomy places the organism in Eukaryota, Metazoa, Chordata, Mammalia, Artiodactyla, Bovidae. Gene Ontology annotation, molecular function: zinc ion binding; protein binding. The record is from RefSeq and is a predicted model, not a curated record.
AUGGCUUCAGGAAUCCUGAUGAACAUACAAGAGGAAGUGACCUGCCCCAUUUGCCUGGAGCUUCUGACGGAACCCCUGAGCCUUGACUGCGGCCACACCUUCUGUCAAGCCUGUAUCACCGCAAACAACAAGGAAUCCAUAGUUGGCCAAGAGGGGCACAAAAGCUGCCCUGUAUGCAGAGUUAGUUUUGUGCCUGGGAACCUGCGGCCUAACAGGCAUGUGGCCAAUAUAGUGCAGAGGCUCCGAGAGGUUAAGGUGAGCCCAGAGGUGGAACAAGAGAGAAAUCUCUGUGCUCACCAUGGAGAGAAGCUCCACCUCUUCUGUGAGCAGGAUGGGAAGGUCAUUUGUUGGCUUUGCGAGCGAUCUCAGGAGCACCGAGGUCACAACACAUUCCUCAUGGAGGAGAUUGCACCACAGUACCAGAAAAUGCUCCAAUCAUGUCUGCAGAGGCUGAAGGGGAAAAAACAGGAAGCUGAGGAGUUGGAAAUUAAAGUCAGAGAAGAGAUGUCUACUUGGAAGACUCAAAUAGAAACUGAGAUACAAAGUGUCCAGGGAGAGUUUACACAACUAAGACAAAUCCUGGACAGUGAGGAGGCGAAGGAACUGAGAAAACUGCAGGAUGAGUUGGGAGUUAUUCUCAAAGUGCUGGCAGAAUCUGAGAAUGAUCUGGACCAAGAGAAGCUGUUGGUGAACAACCUCAUCUCAGAUGUGGAGCGCCAUUUGCAGGGAUCAACAAUGGAGCUGCUGCAGGAUGUGAAUGUUAUCAUGAAAAGGAGUAAAACCGUGGCUCUGAAAGAGCCAAAAACUUUCCCCAAGGAACAGAGGAGAGUGUUUCGAGCUCCUGAUCUGAGAGAGAUACUGCGUGUGUUUAAUGGUGAGGAAUAUAUGCAACGCUACUGGGUUCAGGUGACCCUGAAUUCUCCCAAGAAUGCAAAUGUCAUUUCUCCGGAUCAGAGACAAGUGAGAUAUGCAUCCAGUUACCAAUGCUAUAAUGCAUAUUCAGAGGAUAAUUAUGAAGAUUUUGGUGUCCUGGGCUCCCCAGUUAUCACAUCAGGGAGACAUUACUGGGAGGUAGACGUGUCAAAGAAACGUGCCUGGAUCCUGGGGAUAUGUGAUGAAAACUGUAAAAAUAUCAUGAAGUUACCAUUAGAACUUGGAAAUUAUGGAAAUAGAAAUUGUCAAAAUGUUUACUCAUUACAUAAACCUAAAAAAGGAAAUUGUGGAAAUGGUAAAAAUGUUUAUUCAAGAUAUCAACCUAAAAAUGGCUAUUGGGUCAUAGGGUUAAAACAGGAUUCUGUGUAUAAUGCCUUCUUAGGUAUUGGGAUUUUAACCCUCUCCCUGGGUGUUUCUCCCCAUCGUGUUGGGGUUUUCCUAGACUAUGAGGCUCGCACUGUCUUAUUUCUCAAUGUCACCAACUAUGGGUUUCCCAUUUAUAAAUUUUCUUUUUGUUCCUUUCCUCAGAAAGUAGUUCCAUAUUUCAAUCCUAUGAACUGUCAUGCCCCCAUGACUGUGUGCUCACCAAGCUCACAGACAGUGAGGAGCAGGUGAGCCACUGCCAUGGCUUCAGGAAUCCUGAUGAACAUACAAGAGGAAGUGACCUGCCCCAUUUGCCUGGAGCUUCUGACAGAACCCCUGAGCCUUGACUGUGGCCACACCUUCUGUCAAGCCUGUAUCACUGCAAACAACAAGGAAUCCAUAGUUGGCCAAGAGGGGCACAAAAGCUGCCCUGUAUGCAGAGUUAGUUUUGUGCCUGGGAACCUGCGACCUAACAGGCAUGUGGCCAAUAUAGUGCAGAGGCUCCGAGAGGUUAAGGUGAGCCCAGAGGUGGAACAAGAGAGAAAUCUCUGUGCUCACCAUGGAGAGAAGCUCCACCUCUUCUGUGAGCAGGAUGGGAAGGUCAUUUGUUGGCUUUGCGAGCGAUCUCAGGAGCACCGAGGUCACAACACAUUCCUCAUGGAGGAGAUUGCACCACAGUACCAGAAAAUGCUCCAAUCAUGUCUGCAGAGGCUGAAGGGGAAAAAACAGGAAGCUGAGGAGUUGGAAAUUAAAGUCAGAGAAGAGAUGUCUACUUGGAAGACUCAAAUAGAAACUGAGAUACAAAGUGUCCAGGGAGAGUUUACACAACUAAGACAAAUCCUGGACAGUGAGGAGGCGAAGGAACUGAGAAAACUGCAGGAUGAGUUGGGAGUUAUUCUCAAAGUGCUGGCAGAAUCUGAGAAUGAUCUGGACCAAGAGAAGCUGUUGGUGAACAACCUCAUCUCAGAUGUGGAGCGCCAUUUGCAGGGAUCAACAAUGGAGCUGCUGCAGGAUGUGAAUGUUAUCCUGAAAAGGAGUAAAACCGUGGCUCUGAAAGAGCCAAAAACUUUCCCCAAGGAACAGAGGAGAGUGUUUCGAGCUCCUGAUCUGAGAGAGAUACUGCGUGUGUUUAAUGAGCUGACAGAUAUGCAACGCUACUGGGUUCAGGUGACCCUGAAUUCUCCCAAGAAUGCAAAUGUCAUUUCUCCGGAUCAGAGACAAGUGAGAUAUGCAUCCAGUUACCAAUGCUAUAAUGCAUAUUCAAAGGAUAAUUAUGAAGAUUUUGGUGUCCUGGGCUCCCCAGUUAUCACAUCAGGGAGACAUUACUGGGAGGUAGACGUGUCAAAGAAACGUGCCUGGAUCCUGGGGAUAUGUGAUGAAAACUGUAAAAAUAUCAUGAAGUUACCAUUAGAACUUGGAAAUUAUGGAAAUAGAAAUUGUCAAAAUGUUUACUCAUUACAUAAACCUAAAAAAGGAAAUUGUGGAAAUGGUAAAAAUGUUUAUUCAAGAUAUCAACCUAAAAAUGGCUAUUGGGUCAUAGGGUUAAAACAGGAUUCUGUGUAUAAUGCCUUCUUAGGUAUUGGGAUUUUAACCCUCUCCCUGGGUGUUUCUCCCCAUCGUGUUGGGGUUUUCCUAGACUAUGAAGCUCGCACUGUCUUAUUUCUCAAUGUCACCAACUAUGGGUUUCCCAUUUAUAAAUUUUCUUUUUGUUCCUUUCCUCAGAAAGUAGUUCCAUAUUUCAAUCCUAUGAACUGUCAUGCCCCCAUGACUGUGUGCUCACCAAGCUGUUGA